GGGUAUAUAAGAAGGGGUAGAAGGGAGGGUGGUGGGAUACUACAAGUUCAGUAUUCCAACAGAUAAAAGAAAGAAGGCAAAGGAUACUGUACUACGGGCAGUAUGUUUCUCCCCUCGUUGACUCUCCUCGCUAGCCUUUCCUCCCUUUUCCUGCCUCAAGUCCAUGCUGUUGGCCGCGCAAUCGUUAGCAAUGAAUGUCCGGAGGCUAUCUACCUCUGGUCCGUAGGCGGAAGCAUCGGUCCGCAGCAGAAGAUCGAGCCGUCGACAUCCUACAGCGAGACAUUCCGGCGCGACCCUCAGUCCGGGGGGAUCGCGCUUAAGAUUUCGCCGCUCGAAAAUGGCAUCUUUAAACCGAACGUCAGCCAGACUAUUUUCGCCUACAAUCUUGAUGGCCAGCAGAUCUGGUACGAUAUGAGCGAUAUCUUUGGCGAUGGAUUUGCCGGACGCACAAUGUCGCUCAAGCCGAGCGAUACCACGUGCCAGAGUAUUGUUUGGGGAUAUGGAAAGCAGCCUGCUGGAAGUUCCAUAAAGGUGUGCGGGUCUAGCAGUGACUUGACUCUAUCGUUUUGUACGGGUGGUUGCUUGCCGAGUUGGUAUCCUUGUGGAAAUGCUGCGCCGGGAAGUAACAAGGUUUGCUGCACGCAUUGUAUUGGAAGUCAUCACUGUGUUGCGGCGCCAUGAUGGGUGGAAUGAAAACAACGAUUGGGGAUGUGAUGAUGAUUGCUAAUUGGGAAACGAUUGAUUUAUGGACAGUCAAGACAUCAUUUCCUUGUACGCAUGUUCGGGUGAGAUAUGAUUAGAGAGUGUAAUGCGGGAAAUUUUGGUCUACCUAGUAUCCUUAACUAGUAAUGUUAAUUUGUUUGCUGAUG
Molecule: messenger RNA, 869 nt
Organism: Bipolaris sorokiniana ND90Pr
Lineage: Eukaryota; Fungi; Ascomycota; Dothideomycetes; Pleosporales; Pleosporaceae
Exons: 2
Coding region: 103-681 (192 amino acids)
Source: RefSeq, a predicted model, not a curated record